Messenger RNA from Rotaria socialis, 2538 nucleotides. The record is from the annotation of a GenBank genome assembly. NCBI's taxonomy places the organism in Eukaryota, Metazoa, Rotifera, Eurotatoria, Philodinida, Philodinidae.
AUGUCUGAAACUUAUUAUUUUUGUCCUCUUUGUAUUACCGCAAAUGUUUUUCAAACGUAUUCGUCGCUGUUCAAACAUAUUCGUGAAUAUCAUCGUGACGAUCCAUCUUUUGGUAUUCGAUGUGAAUUAACUGUUUUUUGUGGUUUUCGAUACUCGACGUUCGAUAGUUAUCGCCGACACAUUUAUCGUUGCCAUCGUUCGCUCAUCGACUCUUCUGACGAUAGCAAGAAUAAUAUAUCAUCAGGUAUUGAUGAUAUUCAUUUUAUGGAGGAUUUCUCUUCUGAUGCUUCAUUUAAUGAUGAGUCCAGUAUCGCUGAUAACUCCGAUUCAUCGAUUUAUGUGGAUGAAGAAGUCGAUGAAAUGGAAUAUAAUUUUUUAAAUAUGAAUCCAAUUACUGUUCCCGUUAAAGAGGAUAAAUUAAGUCUUAAAGAAUUUGCGGAAUUUUAUACUCGUGUUCUUCUUGAACUGCGAGAGUAUCACUUGCUUCCGCAAAAGAUUGUUCAAUGUAUUUCAUCUUUUAUUUCGACUCUUCUCGAUAUGACUUUUAAAUUGAUUAAAAUAAAAACAUCAACCUCCGCCUUCAUACCAACAAAUGAUAUGGAUAUAGUUUUCGCACAAGUUAUUUCGAUCAUUAAUUCAAUUUCAAAAAACGAAUAUCAAUUCUUAAAACAAUGUAAGAAUUUUUUUAACUAUGAAGCUCCAACUGAAAUUAUAUUAAAUAAAAAUGAAGAACGUGCUUACUAUAUACCUUUAAAACAAAGUAUACGAACCAUGCUUCAAAAUGAAACAUUAUUAAAGUCUAUAACUGAUAAUAUCAACUCUUUUUCGAACUAUGUAGCUAAAGAUAAAGAUCUGAUCCUAUCAAAUCGACAAGGGUGUUGUAUUAAAUCAAAUAUGUCUCGUCGAGAAAAUUCAAAUGUUUUAUUACUUAAAUUAUACACAGAUGGGAUUUCUGUUACUAAUCCGAUUGGCGCUAAACGAGAUUUCCACAAGUUUACCUGUUUUUACUAUCUCUUGGACGAUAUGCCAGAAACUAUGCGAUCAAAGGUAAAUUCCAUUGGAUUAUUUUGUAUGUGUUAUUCCAAACACUUGAACGAUCAGAAUAAUGCAAAAAUACUAAUGGAUGUUCUGGUGAAUGAUUUGAAUAAUCUUCAAAAUGAAGGCAUUACGAUUGCAUGUCCAUCAAGUAGAAUAUAUUUGGUUUUUUCAACUGUAUCUGCUGACAAUUUAGGUGCCAACGAAGUUGGAGGUUUUCAGAAAACAUUUAGUUCAGGAAGCUUUUGCCGUCAUUGUUUAAUUACGUACGAACAACGACUUAUUCCAUUAACUGAUAUAUCAUUUGUUCCUCGAACUAAGUUAAAGCAUGACAUGGUUCUUAGUCAAGUUAUUGAGAACAAUGAUGAUAAAAUUAUACAAGGAGUUAAAUGCUGCAGCUGGUUUAAAAACUUAGUCGGUUUUCAUCCAACUGAGUCAUUACCACCGGAUUUAAUGCACGAUGUUGCAGAAGGUCUAUGUCCAUUAAUCAUUACUGCUUUAUUAAAGGAAGCUAUACAACAACGUAUUUUGUCUUAUGCCCAAAUUGAAGAACGCACGUCGAGCUUCAACUUUGGAUUUAAUGAUCUGUCUAAUAAACCUCCUCCCAUUAAAAAGCAACAUUUGACUAACUCUAAUGUUAUUGGUACUGCUAGUCAAAGGUUAUGUUUAUUUAAAUUGCUACCUAUAAUAUUUUAUGAUAUUAUCGAUGAGCUGGCACUAUUUUAUUUGUAUACGUUGUUACGUGAAAUCAUUAGCUAUUUGUAUGCUGGUAUCAUGAGAAAAUCUUGGUUACCAUAUCUUGAUGCUUUAUGUAAAUCUUUUUAUUCAUUGAUGGUUGAGCGUUUACCUGAUCAUGUAACGCCAAAAGUUCAUUUUCUUACUGAAUAUUGUCGUUCCAUCGAAAAACAUGGUUUACCCAUACUAAAUUCGUGUAUGCGUUUUGAAUCAAAACACCAGUACUUUAAGCAAAUUGUUAAUCGUAGCCUCAAUUUCAAAAAUCCUCUUCUCACUAUGUCUAAACGCCAUCAGCUGCGUCAAUGUCUGCUAAACAAGUUAGCAUCGUCCCGCUUCUCACCAUCUAUAACUGUUUAUUCGUCGAGGCUAAUUGAAUUCGUUAAAUUUUCUAUUCCUAUUCAACGUUUGUUGAAGAAAUAUGUUAACGAAACUGACUCAAUCAGUGAGAGCUUAUCGAUUUAUUAUCACGAUCUUAAAAUGAAACAAAAAUCUGUAUUUGUUUAUGAUCUUAUUCACACUGAAGAAAUUCCGAUAUUUUGCCAAAUUCAUCAUUUGUUAAAAAUUAAUGAAAAAUGGUUUGCGAUUGCUGAAAAAUUACAUACAAAAGCUUUUAAUGAAAAAUUAUGGGCUUAUGAGGUUGAAUAUACUGGAACAUUAGAAAAAAUCGAUAUUGAACAUUGUUUAGAUUUAUUUCCUCAUUGUCUUGAUAUCUAUGUAGUGAAAGAAACAUAUUAUAUAAAUUUAUUAGUUCGUUUAACUAAACGAUAA